This is a messenger RNA of Conger conger (European conger), 2544 nucleotides long. RefSeq names its product small integral membrane protein 29 (gene smim29). The coding region runs from base 386 to 691 and encodes 101 amino acids. The record is from RefSeq and is a predicted model, not a curated record. The transcript has 5 exons. Lineage: Eukaryota; Metazoa; Chordata; Actinopteri; Anguilliformes; Congridae.
CUCCUGCCACCUGGUGGUGCCUCUACAUAACUGACAACACUAGGUCCCCGAGUGAUGGAUGAGCAGUUGAUAUUUUCAAUUGGCUGAAAGCGUUUGCUUCCACGCCCUUCCCUAGUUCGCUGUCAAUCAGAAUAUUCGUCUGUCUUCCUGGUUCCAGCGUUGGGCAAGACGCAGGUAUUGCUUUCGCAGUGAUUAGCUGAAGGAGAGAGACCAUGUGCAGGUCACAUGAGUGCUGAGGAUGAGGCGUAAACAGUUGGGAGGAAACCUGAGGAGCGGACUGGUGGCUAAGCGCUCCUUUCGAGUGGGGGCCGAGGUUCACCGCUGCAGCUAAGACCCUCGCCGGGGAGCCCCCCCGCCCCCCUCCUGACCCGCGCACUCGACAGACAUGAACAGCACCACCCAGUCCCCAACCGUCGAUGGGGACGCUGCGGUCAGCUAUGUGCUGGUGCCCUUCCUCCUUAUCACCAUCAUAGGGAUUGUUGCUGCUGUGGUGAUGUACGUGCGUAAGAAGAGAAGAAUGGACCGGCUGCGGCACCAGCUCCUCCCGGUCUACACCUAUGACCCGUCUGAGGAGCUGAGCGAGGCUGAGCAGGAGAUGUUGUGGAGGGAAGAGGACACCAAGGUGGUACAGGGUUGGGCAAGGGCAUACCAGCACCGACGCCCCCUACUGAUGAAAGAUGUUCACGCCUGAGGUUGUGGCCGAGGCCCUUGGCCUACGUGAAUGGACAAAGAAGUGGACAAUAAAGGUGAGGACUAUGUCAGUCCGACACAAGGGUGACCUGACCUGCCAUUGAGCAGUCGCUUGCCACAUGGUCUGAAUCCAGAAAAGGUCUCCUCUUCAUCUCGCUACCUUGCUUGUGUGUCUCAAAGUCCCAAUGGUUCCUUCUCUGUGGGUCAGCUGAUUACAGUGUGACCUGUUGGAUGCACACCAUUGUCCCCUGCCCAAAACUGCAGCUGUGUUUUUGACAACUUGUCUCGUCCCAUCACCUAUAAAGCUGAGCCUACAUCUGCAACUGCUGUGGAAUAUGGAAAAUGUACCCUGGCCAAAGGUAGACUUUACCUAUGAUCUAUUUAAGAAUUUAUUUAAAUAUAGUUUCUCUGUGAAUAUUUUGGAUGAGCGAUAUGAUCUUUUGGAAUCGAGGGAGUGCUGUCCGUAUUAACAAGCAACGACCUGACUGUGGCCUCGAUGCUAGUAUUUAGUUAGCCCUGAAUCAGAAGUGAAGUUUGCUGUGACCUCCUGUUUUUAAUGUUGAUGAGCAUUACCUAAAGAUGUGCAGGAAAGGCCACUGUAAAGGGCAGCCAUUUUAUGGCCAUCAGACUACCUGCCUUCCCAGAACUGACAUGUAUCUGUCCAAUUCCCUUGUUUGAGGAUGUAUCAAUAACCUGCAGGACUUGCACUGUGUUUCUAUGGCCUCUCGUGUUUGAGAUGUAACAUUUCAUUCAACUUAAGGAAAGUCUCUUGUUUGCCUUUCUCCAGGCACACACACAUAAACACACACAAAUGACAGGAUUAACAGGCGACUGAAUUAAAAUGAACACUUUGGUUAUUGGAAACCAAUACCUGUCUCAAAAGAAAUACGAUGGCUCCACAUUUCCUGCAAAGGCAAAGCAGGCAAAGUACUGUUCUUUCACUGAGACACUUCACAGCUUAGUCUAGGGGGUUUGCCGCUUCAUGGUAUUCACGUUUAUGGCUGGAGAAAGAGCAGAGACUGAUGCUGUGACCGGUGGUUUAAAAUAAACUCCUAACCCCUAACACUGGAUAACUCCUGCCCUCGCCAUGGCCCGCGCCCACGUGCGCGGAGGGGGCCGUGACUACCGGCCUCAAAAAUGCCCCUGCAUGCUCAGUACACCGGCACGAGGAUGGUCCUGCUUUCAAGUGAUUGUAUCAAUUUAGAGAAAUGCCAUCUCACUGACUGUGCCGACCGCUCAGGAAAUGUCUUCUGUGUGCUCCUUCAAAAACACGCUUCCAUUCAAUGAUUCAUCUGAAUGAAAACAUCCCCCUCCCCCACCCCUCUAUGGCUUGUCCACUGUAUCGGUGAAUGUAAUGUCCUGAAAAUGUGUAUGAAACGCUCACGUUUCAGACAGCGAUGUCGCUAGGACACUGUGACCUAGAUCAGCAUGUGUAUCUGUUCAAAGGUUCGAAUGUCAAGCUUAUGUUUUGGUAGCCACUGGCAACCCAGCAGAUGCUGAAUAAUUCAAUGUUCUUUCAGUAUUGUACAUGAAGGAUUGUCAGGAACACUUGGUGGAUUCGUUGGGUGUGAACCAUAAUUUUACGAUCUCACCAAAAGCCAUUGAUAAUAAAUUUAAGAAAAAACUAGCUACAACUCUUAUGUUCUGCACUCUUUUGAAACAAAUUGUUUGGGUUCUAUGAUGAUACGGGAGUGGUGUUGUUUUAUGACUGUGUGCCCUGACAUUGCAAAUAAAAAAUGUAAAUAAUAGCCUACUUAAAGUGCAGAGUGCAUUACUUGAAUCUUUUUUUACAUCAUUAUGUGAUGUCAAAAGUAUGGUCUGUCAUUAAAACUUAAAUAAACCUAUAUGAAACUA